CCUUGGAACGCCAACCCAAGCGUUGACAGUGACGUCUUCAAUUCCCUUACCAAUAUGAAUCUCAAAAGCCGUCGAAUCUAUCGACCGACCUUCUGGGGUAGCUGUUUCUCGCACGGCCCGUGUCGUCCGAAAGCCAAGUGGUGGACCGUGGGCGGCCAUCGGUGCCUCGGUAUAGCCAUUAUGCGACGUCCUACCAUAACCUACUCUGCCUGGCAAGGCUGGCACGGCUGGUGAUCGGCCGUCUCGAACCGCGGCGACUAGCUCGUGUUUAUUCUUUGUGCCUUUGAGCUGUUAUUUACAUACCAUCCAAGAUGAUUCGGUACAGAUGUCAGAUUCCGCACACGAAAGUCUCGCCAUGAAGCAAGAUCGCACCCAUCGAACUAAAUCGGACCAUGGCUCUGCAUUUCCAACGCAGGUUCGAGAUCCGUUACUCGUUGCACAGCUCCCGAUUCGUGAAGUCACUGAGAAGAACAUUCGUAGAGUUCUAAUCGCCAACCGGGGCGAGAUUGCCUGCCGAAUCAUCGCAACAUGCCGCAAACUGGAUCUCACGUCAAUUGCCAUCUUUGCCGAUGAGGAUUCGACUUCUCUUCAUGUCACAGCAGCAGAUGAGGCUGUGAAUCUAGGAAGUGUCAGUCAAACGGAAGGAAAUCCAUUCUUGAACGUCCAGCUACUGGUCAAGAUUGCUUUGUCGCAAAAUGCGGACGCCAUUCAUCCAGGAUAUGGUUAUCUCAGCGAGAACGAAACCUUUGCAGACGCCGUGCGUCAGGCCGGAAUGAUUUUCAUUGGUCCCAGCUCAGAGGCAAUGUCAACACUGGGUGACAAGCGCAACUCCAAAGAAUAUCUCAAACAGUAUGCACCGAGCGUUCCCCUCAUUCCUGGGUACGCAGGGUCGAGUCAGGAUGUAGCAGAUCUGGAGAGAGCAGCGGAGAAAGUUGGCUUCCCCGUCAUGCUGAAAGCUUCCGCCGGGGGUGGCGGGCGAGGCAUGCGGAUCGUUCGAGAGCGGUCACAACUGGCUGGCGAAUUGGCUCGGGCACAGUCAGAAGCGAAGCGUUCGUUCGGUUCGAGCGAUUGCAUCUUGGAGAAGUACAUCGAGGCGGCGAAACACAUCGAAGUGCAGAUCAUGGGUGACAAUCACGGCAAAGUCAUUUCCCUCUGGGAAAGGGAAUGUUCCGUCCAGAGGAGACACCAGAAGAUCAUUGAAGAAACUCCAUCUCCCUUCCUGACCUCGGAUCAACGACAAAGAAUGUGCGCGGUAGCGGUCCAAAUCGGCGAAUUGAUCGGUUACGAAGGAGCAGGAACCGUCGAGUUUGUCGUGGACGCCAAAGACGGAAGCUUUUACUUUUUGGAAGUCAACACCCGACUACAGGUUGAACAUCCCAUCACGGAAGAAGUUACGGGCGUUGAUAUUGUGGCUCUGCAACUGUUCGUGGCUGCAGGUGGAUCUCUCACAAGUGUUCCCUGGCUACAGCAGGAGGUCAUUCCACAAAACGGUCAUGCCAUUGAAUGUCGCCUUUGCGCUGAAGACCCCAACGGUGAUUUCAUGCCGCAGAAUGGCACCAUACGUCUAUGGCGGGAAUCAGAUCAAUACAGGAACGGGGCGUCAAGGGAUAUAAGGUACGAGACCGCGAUCAAGACUGGUUCUGAGGUUUCCAUCCACUUUGACUCCAUGAUUGCCAAAGUUGUGGUGUGGGCACCGACACGAGACGCGGCGAUAAGAAAGAUGGUCAGAGUAUUGGCGACCACCGCGUGUGCAGGAGUCAAGACGAACCAACUUUUUCUCCAGGCUUGUCUCCUCCACAACAGCUUCCAAGAUCCGGCCUACACCACGUCGCUGAUUCCGACGUACCUACAAGGCUUGCUUCGAAAUCCACAUGUCAACGCUACGUCGGACAUGAUGACAAUGCUCUCGGUAAUUCCCGGACUGUUUCGGAGAGCGACGACGUUGGAUCAGCGUCACAAAACUUCAGGACCGUUUCAAAACGUCCGGGUGAAUUUCAGGAAUCAGUUUCACGACCCGGUCAAUGUGUCCACGACGAUAACCGUGCCUACCGCGGAGCCACCGAAACCUAUAUUGUCAGUGUGGAAAGCCAGCUCUUCUGGACAAGGUUGCUGCAAUCCUUCAUUCCAUGUUACCGUGGCACCUAUACCGGACAACACCUCGAAGGAAGAAACUGAAACUGUAGACAGCACAACCAAAACCACCACUCCUGCCAGAGAAUUAUCUCGUCAAUAUCACGCCAUCAGUCGAAAACUCCGCGAUGGAUCUCUCGCCACCGCCACGCAAUACACGGUACAAUUGAGGAAAUACCAAUCCAAACAGAUCAACGAUGAUUCGGGCUCCGAUUGGCAAGAAGGUUCUGCUACUGUUGCAAUCAACAACUCCACGAUUCAAGUUUAUGUCGCCAGCAAUAUCUCGUCGUCAUCCUCCCAAGGUACUACCGCUGAUGCAUCUUCCUUUUUGUGUCACCUCCCUUCAUUGGGGACAUGGGUCGGAUACACGUGUCACACUUUGUUGAACUACAUCGAAACUCUUCGUCCUUCCUUGUCAGGUUCCGUUGUGGGCUCUUCGAACUCGAAAAUCAUCAAGGCCCCGAUGCCAUGCAAGGUCCUGUCGGUCUUGAAACAAAACGGCGAGGAGGUCAAGGCGGGCCAGGUGGUGCUCGUCAUUGAGAGUAUGAAAAUGGAGACGAACAUCAGUGUGAAUAUAGCUGGUAAAUUUGGCACGAAUGUCAAGGUUGGAGAUUCGGUCGACGACGGCAAGGUAUUAUGUUGGGUCGAGUAGUAGAGAAGUUUUUCUGAUGUACCAG
This is a messenger RNA of Exophiala oligosperma, 2807 nucleotides long. RefSeq lists its product as uncharacterized. The record is from RefSeq and is a predicted model, not a curated record. The coding region runs from base 326 to 2782 and encodes 818 amino acids. Gene Ontology annotation, cellular component: mitochondrion. Lineage: Eukaryota; Fungi; Ascomycota; Eurotiomycetes; Chaetothyriales; Herpotrichiellaceae. Gene Ontology annotation, molecular function: metal ion binding; ATP binding; methylcrotonoyl-CoA carboxylase activity. The transcript has a single exon.